Messenger RNA from Morone saxatilis (striped sea-bass), 2962 nucleotides. RefSeq lists its product as uncharacterized. The transcript is spliced from 4 exons. Bases 104 to 1714 code for a protein of 536 amino acids. Lineage: Eukaryota; Metazoa; Chordata; Actinopteri; Moronidae. The record is from RefSeq and is a predicted model, not a curated record.
CUUCAGAGCGGAAGUGCCGUUUUGUUCUCGUUCCUGAUGCUAGUCUUGGAGGACUAAACUAAACUCAAAGUAUUUGUGUUGUAACAUUAACAAAGUGUUCAAAAUGUCUAACACCAGACACCAGAGCUUCCGGAGCUUUCUAACCGAGCGGUUUACCGCCGUUGCCGUGGAGAUAUUCGGAGAGGUUGAAACUAUUGUGGAGGCGUUGUACGAGGAAAACAAACGUCUGAGGAACACGCUGCACAUGGUGCUCAGUCCCGAGAUAAAGUUACCCAAGAUAGAUGUUAGUCGACACACUGCAGUAACCACAGAUGUCAGAAGAAAGAAGCCUGCUGAGUUGAACACUGGGGUGAGCCAGGAAACAUCAGAGCCGUUGCCUAAAAUACCUAAACAAGAGCAAACUGAAUAUGACAUAAAUUUGGGAUCAGAACAACAACAAAGUCUGGGGGAAGCUGAUAACGGCAUUACUACAGUUUGUGUGAAAAAUGAGCCAAAAGAAGAAGAACACUUCAGCACUGACUCGUACCACAUCCAAGUGGUGGAGUGGACCCCCGACUCUUCAGCCACUAUCUCGGCUGAUGAAGUGGACCAUCAAGGCGAGUACUUAGAUGCAGUCAGAGAUUUCCAACACCUGUCCAGGAGUGAAGGAAGCUCAAAUAAAAGCCAGGAACCCUCAAAACAUUAUAGAAAGGCAACAAAAAAGAAGAAGUCAAAGCACUGCCUGCAGAAAACCCUGCUAGAAUUGCCGAGGAUGGUGCCCUACAAAUCUUUCAUAUCCACUCCAACUGACUGCCAGUCCUUUUUGGCGAGGCUCACUGAGGCCUUCAAGGGUGUUCCCGAUGACGAGAAGCCUCUGAUAACCAAAAUGGGCCUCACUGCGAAUGUGGAAUUAGUGGACUGUGCUUUUGGUAAAGUCCCUAAAGGUUCUCCACUGUCCUACCAGUGCCCGUUGCCAUCAAGUCAGGAUUACAUGACUAAUGACAAUGCUCCCCCUCGACCGCUGCUUCCCCUGUCUUAUCACACACUGGAGCCAGUAUCGGCUCUUCCUACGCUGAGUGCCAGGGAGCAGGAGCACGUGGACGUCAUGCAGAUCACCUGGGAGGAAGCGCACAGUCUGGAGCAAUCCACACGGGGACGCAAGGAGUCGGCAGAGGAGCUGCAGAAGCUGCGUUUGACCAGUCGUUUCAGAGAGAUCUGCACACUCAAACCAGGACGGAGCCAUGCGGAGCACCUCGUAUACAAGUUACAUAAAGGACCACCGAGGUGCAAGUCGGCACAGAUAGAGGAGGAAAUAAAGAAUGAAGCACUUCGGGUAUACUGUCGGAAUCUGUGUGUCAACUGGUACCCCUGCGGUUUCAUUGUCCAUCCAAAUGCUCCAUGGUUGGGUGUGCGGCCUGACGGUUUGGUGUACGACCCCAAUGAGAAGUCCAGUUUCGGGCUGGUGCAUGUCAAAUGCAUCAGCUCCCAGAGCUUGGUUGACUGCGGGUUCCUGGUCGCCCAGGACGGAGUCUUGGAAGUGAAGAAGAACCACACAAACUAUUGGCACAUCCAAGUAGAGAUGAUGGUAGCAGGCACGUCGUGGUGUGAUCUGUUGGUGCUCUCCAGAGAAGACAUACUAGUUCAACGCAUCUACAGAGACAAGGUUAUCAGCAACAGCAUGAAGAAGAAGUUGGACGAAUUCUUUUUCUAUUACUACUUGCCAAGUCUGUUUUAAAGCUGAUGUCACAUUGUGAGUGCUUGUGGCAUCGUCACACUGCUGUCGUACUCUACAUGCUGUUAUCCCCUCAGGUGGUUGGUUGUGAGUUUUAACAGACUGCAAAUUACGUGAAUGGGAUACUUUCUGACCACUAAUGCUUUAAUGGCAUUACUAAAUGUGUAAUUAAUAUAUUAUUAGUUUCAAUCAAUCAGUCCCGUUAAAAGAAAGUUCAUGUUUUUUGGUAAUGUGUCCUCUUUUUAGCAGCACCUGCUUCAAUUAUUAGUUACUAUUAAUGAAUCUGCUGAUCAUUUACUCGAUUAUUCGAUUAAUUGUUUAGUCUAGGAAAUAGCUAAAAGUAUCUACCUCAGUUUCCCUGAGCCGAUGCUCUCAUUGGUUAUGCCUGAAUGUAUUCAAUUUACUGUCAUACAAGAGUAAGAAAACCAGCUAUUAUACACAUUUCAGAAACUGGAACAGGAAUAUUUUAUGUUUUUCCUAAAAAAAAAAACGACUUGUAGGAUUGAUUAGUGAAAUGUUUGCUGAUUAAUUUUCUGUGGAUCAGUUAAUUGUCUCGGCGUUCUUUCUCAUGUUGUUUGGGUUCAAUCAAGUUUUUAAUCACAGUAUGCUUUACGCAUUACAGUUUCAGAUGUUGACACAAAAGGGGCAUUUGAUUACCAAAGCACAACGCAUUGUAAAUGUUACUGCACUGCUUAAACUGAACAAGACUUCAAGCAGAAGAUUUGAAUGUUCAAAAUAAAUACUUUUACAUAAAACCUAAAUAAUUCUGUUUAACUGCUUUCCCCUCUUGUGUGUCCUUUCACUGCAACACUUAUUCAGCUCUCAUAACUCAUAAAAGACCACAGUUUUAAAGGUUGGUACAAAUUUGAACUUUCAAUUCACUACCAAAACAGUGAUUGUAGUUCUGAAACAGCAUUACCUUCAGCAGAAGGUUUGAAUGUUCAAAUAUAAACCUUAUAUCUCACCAAAUGUAGUGUUAGUACUCAAGUGGUCUCUAGCCUUAACCCUAAUGUUGUGUUGGGGUUCCUGUAGACCUCCACCUCUCUUAAACAGCUAAAAAGAAAAGUAUCACUGUUUAAGUCAGCAUGAUAGUUCAUCAGUUUUUCAUUUUACAACGUAGUUGCUAAUAUAUUUGAUAAUUUGAUUAACUGCAGAUCUAAUGUAUUUGUUCAUGCAUAACCCAUAAAACAUGAACUAUUUCCAUGUAUAGUGUAAUAAAUAAUAAUAAUUAUAUAUAUAUAUUUGUCUUUU